Molecule: messenger RNA, 795 nt
Organism: Eubalaena glacialis (North Atlantic right whale)
Lineage: Eukaryota; Metazoa; Chordata; Mammalia; Artiodactyla; Balaenidae
Gene: RPS9
Product: ribosomal protein S9
Exons: 5
Coding region: 120-704 (194 amino acids)
Biological process (GO): translation; positive regulation of translational fidelity
Cellular component (GO): cytosolic small ribosomal subunit
Molecular function (GO): structural constituent of ribosome; rRNA binding
Source: RefSeq, a predicted model, not a curated record
GGCGCUGCGCGUGCUGACGUCACAAGACGGCGGCGCUGCUAUAAGAGCGCGGCCGGGGGACGCAUGUGCCUUUUUCUCGGUUACCGGAGGGAGCGCGUAGACGGGCAAGUAGAGCCAGCAUGCCGGUGGCCCGUAGCUGGGUUUGUCGCAAAACCUAUGUGACCCCGCGGAGACCCUUCGAGAAGUCCCGCCUCGACCAAGAGCUGAAGCUGAUCGGCGAGUAUGGGCUCCGGAACAAACGUGAGGUCUGGAGGGUCAAAUUUACCCUGGCCAAGAUCCGCAAGGCUGCCCGGGAGCUGCUGACGCUGGAUGAGAAAGACCCGCGGCGUCUGUUUGAAGGCAAUGCCCUGCUGCGGCGACUCGUCCGUAUCGGGGUGCUGGACGAGGGCAAGAUGAAGCUGGAUUACAUCUUGGGCCUGAAGAUUGAGGAUUUCUUGGAGAGACGCCUGCAGACCCAGGUCUUCAAGCUGGGCCUGGCCAAGUCCAUCCACCACGCCCGCGUGCUGAUUCGCCAGCGCCAUAUCAGGGUCCGCAAGCAGGUGGUGAACAUCCCGUCCUUCAUUGUCCGCCUGGACUCCCAGAAGCACAUCGACUUCUCCCUCCGUUCUCCGUAUGGGGGCGGCCGCCCAGGCCGCGUGAAGAGGAAGAACGCCAAGAAGGGCCAGGGCGGGGCUGGAGCUGGCGAUGACGAGGAGGAGGAUUAAGUCCACCCGGUCCCGCCUGGGCUGAUGGAGUGUCUAGUUUUCCAGUCAGAUAAUAAAACAAGAUCAGAUAAUAAAACACUUCAGGACUGGU